Molecule: messenger RNA, 747 nt
Organism: Dictyostelium discoideum AX4
Lineage: Eukaryota; Evosea; Eumycetozoa; Dictyosteliales; Dictyosteliaceae
Exons: 1
Coding region: 1-747 (248 amino acids)
Source: RefSeq, a predicted model, not a curated record
AUGGAUUCACCAAUAAUGAAUAGAGUAAUUGGAAAUACUAGUAAUACUACAUUACAACUUCAAGAUAGAGUUGAUGAAUUAGAAAAAAGAAAUAACUUUUUAGAAAAGGAAUUAGAACAUUACAAGAAUGAAUUAGCAUCAACCAGAAAGAUUUUAACAGAGAGGGAUAAUUUAUUGUUACAACUUCAAUGGGAUGAAGAUGAUAAAGAAUUGGAUGCCGAUGCACAAAAGAAAAAGAGAUCAAAAGAACGUGUUGCCAAUGAAGAACGUCAACAAAUCACUCGUUUAAGAUCACAAAUGAAAAUUAUGGAAACUGCAUUAGAAGAAAGGGAUACAAACAUUCAUAAACUUCAUAAAGAAUUGAGUGAUUCAAAAAUUCAAUACCAAGUGACCGUUGAUUCUCUUGCUCAAGGUAGAGAUGCCCCAGUUAGAAGUAAAACAAGUUGGGGUUUUAAAUCAUCACCAUCCUCUUCACCAAUGGUUUAUAAACCUUCUUAUUCCGCAAGUCCAAUUCAAAGUGAAAAACAAUAUUCAGUUGCUCCUUCUCCUGCCAAUUCUCCUGCAAUGAGUUCUCCAAAUUUCGCUUCCUCUUCUUCAACUUCUUCUGGUUCACCUUCAAUGAUGGAAUUUGAUUAUAAUAAUCAUCCAAAGAAAUUAAACAAAAAAGGUAGUAUCUUUAAUUUCAGAAAAUCAAAGAAAUCACCAAUUAUUCAAGAUACAAAUUGGGCAACUCAAUCUGCACAUUAA